AUUAUCAGUAAUGAAUAUUACUGUCCGAAAAUUCCAUAAAAGUUCUAAUCGAAAUAAAAAGAUGAAGUUCGAAAUUGCUGCAGUUAAUAUGUGAGAUUUAAUUUCAAAUUCGUUAGCGCAUAUUUUAUAAAUAGGACAUCGGAAAAAAUGGUAGUAUAAUUACUUUGAUGAUAAUAAUUGCAAGCAAUUUUUAAACAUGUUCCGGAGGUUGUGAAAGAAAGUUUUAUAGCUCAUUAUAUAGAGAAUUCUACGCUCUACAAAACGCACUGACUUACAUUUUGCAGGAAAUCUACUGGAUGGAGAAAAGUAAACUUUAUUGAAAACAUUUUGCUUUUAAAAUUAGUCAUUUUUUAAAUGGCAGGCUUCUGAAAAAUCCAGUUCCCGGUCGAAAAAGUUUAGAAACAUCUGAUUUUGUUCAUUUUUUGAUGGACUUUGGAAUGAGACGUCAUUCGAAUAGAAUGGAUAAAAUUUGACGAAAUUAUAGGCAAAAAAUCACGGAGGGAGCUUUUUUGAAAAUCUUCGAUACACCUAAUUUUAUAAAUUCUAUAACUCGACGAAAUCAAGUCCAAACGACCUUAAAAUGUUUUCAUAACCCCAGUUUUGAUCGUAAAAUCCAAAAAUAGAAAAAUAUAUUUAGGUCAAAAAAUUUCACUUGACAGCUUUUCUUGCUGGGCUGAUAGAACGUCUCUUAACAACGAUUGACAUAUGGUGAAUAAAAUAAAGUUCACGGAUUUUCUCUAAAGAGCAUAUUAUUUGUUAUUAAAGAUACCCAUUUGGCCUAUCAAGGAAAAGAAAAAUACCUAUAUCAUCAUGAUGAAAAUCAAAAUGACAAAAAAAUAAAAGUGGGGUGAGAAAAGUGCACAGAUAUAUAUGUGGAUAAAUAAAUAACAUUGCCUCAUUUCUCACAUUACUUUUUCUACUACGUAACAUUGAAAAAGAUAGCAAACAUGUUAUUUCUUCUAAUCUUGUUCAACCUGAUUGCCGUUGGCUGUUCAAAUCCAAUAAGAAGUGAUGAGUUUAAGUGUUUUUUUCUUUGAACGAUCAUUGUGUUUUAUGUCAUAAUAGAUUUUUUUCAUUUAUAUAAAUUUAUUUAUAGUUAACAAAAUAACCGAUAACAACAAACCCACAUUUAGUUGGGUUAAAAAUGGUCAAGGUAAAGAUUACGAUUAUUCACAAGAUCAUUUAUAUGUUAAAGUUCCAUCAUCAGCUACCAAUGGUGAAUUAUCAGUGGUUGAAGAUACAUUGAAACCAGGAUUUUUUUUAGCUCGACAUCAUCAUAAAAAGAUGACAGAAAUAUUUUUCAUUAUCGAAGGUCAAGUACAACUUGUAUUUGAUGAUGAGACAAUAACAGCAAACACAGGUGAUACAAUUACGGUACCACCGAAUACAUGGCAUGCAGCUAAAUCAACUAAUGGCAGUAAAAUGUUAACUAUAUUUAAAAAUGGACAAUUUGAUCUUUAUUUAGAAAGACUAUCAAAAAUGACUGACGAUGACUUUAAAAAUGAUGAAUUAAUGAAACGUGUAUCACAUGAGUUUGAUAUUUAUAAUGAAUAG
Messenger RNA from Didymodactylos carnosus, 1554 nucleotides. The record is from the annotation of a GenBank genome assembly. Lineage: Eukaryota; Metazoa; Rotifera; Eurotatoria; Philodinida; Philodinidae.